UUUCAAUCCAUCACCAUCUCGACUUCAGGAACAAAUAUUCUACAGGUCCCGCAUGCUGAAUACAGUUUUCUAUUACUGUAUAUCCCGCACUCACCGGUCUCCGGCCGGACUUUAGCGUCAAAAAUACCUCAUGAACGAGCACCCUUUCAUUCUUGAACACAUCAUGAUUGAGAAUGUAUACGGGCACUAGCGCUGAUACAAUGUAUCAUCUAUAUUUUUGGCACGAUGCGCAGCUAUCACUGUCCCUCACCCGUCCCUUGAUUGUUAUCCCCGCAACCUGCUCUUCAAACAGUGUUUGGCCCUUCGCUCCACGCUGAGCCGGGAUCAGGCCCUUGCGGGUCGCAUUACCCAUUGGGCAGUUCUGGGCCAACUAACAGUAACAUUUGCAACAUAUAAAUCCUCAGGUGACCCUCUUCCGGACCGCCUACCCGCUGGGAAACCACAAAAAGAGGCAGACGCCUAAUUCUUGGUGCCCUUCUGUUCUUGAUCUUCUCAGACAUGGCUGGAGGUUCUACUGGAGAUUUUCCGUUGUCCGCACGUCGUCGCAAGGCUCUCGCGGGAGCUUCCGGAUGGGCAGGGCUUGUGCACAAUCGUAAAGUGUUUUUGAUCGCAGUCUUUGCCUCUCUAGGAGGACUGCUCUAUGGAUAUAAUCAAGGUGUCUUUUCCGGAGUACUUGGAAUGUCCACAUUCGAUCAGCGGAUGGGUACUGCUGUCUCUGACACGAAGCAGAAAGGAUGGCUGGUCGCUAUACUGGAGUUGGGAGCUUGGGUUGGCGUUCUAAUGACAGGUUAUCUCGCUGACAAGCUAUCCCGCAAGUACACCAUAUUUUUGGCCGUUGUCGUCUUUUGUGUAGGGGUUAUCGUCCAGACUGCAGCCAUGAAACCCUCCUCUAUCUACGGUGGUAGAUUUGUGACUGGUCUUGGCGUUGGUUCUACCAGUAUGGCAGUCCCGCUCUAUAAUGCAGAGCUCGCACCUCCAGAGGUACGGGGGAGCUUGGUGGCACUCCAGCAGCUAGCUAUUACAUUCGGGAUCAUGAUCUCCUUCUGGAUCGAUUAUGGAACAAAUUAUAUUGGCGGCACUGGUGCAGGACAAAGUGAGGCCGCCUGGCGAAUUCCACUGGCGCUUCAACUAGCACCUGCGAUCAUACUCGGAUGUGGGAUCCUCUUCAUGCCAUUCUCACCUAGAUGGCUGGUCAACCAAGAACGAGAUGAUGAGGCCCUUACGGUGCUCAGCAAUCUUCGGUCGCUUCCCAAGGACGAUGACCUCGUGCGUAUCGAGUUCCUCGAAAUUAAAGCGCAAUACUUGUUCGAGAAAGAAAUCUCUGAAACCCAGUUUCCUCAAUAUCAAGAUCCGUCAUUUGCAUCCCAAUUUAAGCUGGGCCUACACAGUUAUCUAAGCUUGAUCCUUGAUCGGAAUUUACUUUGGCGUGUCGCUGUCGGCUCACUAACGAUGUUUUUUCAACAAUGGACCGGCGUCAACGCUGUUUUAUAUUAUGCGCCUAGCAUCUUCGAAUCUCUAGGUCUAACAGGGAACACUAUAUCUCUUCUCGCAACAGGUGUGGUUGGCAUCGCGAUGUUUUUGGCGACAAUUCCAGCAGUCUUGUUCAUUGAUCAGCUUGGACGGAAGCCAGUACUUGUCUCCGGGGCCUUUCUCAUGGCCACAUGUCAUUUCGUCGUCGCUAUUUUGACGAGUAGGUUCCACGAUACCUGGCCGAGCCAUGUAGCUGCCGGAUGGGUGGCUUGUGUCUUCGUUUGGAUUUUCGCCAUGGCCUUUGGUUAUAGCUGGGGUCCUUGUGGCUGGAUUAUCGUUUCAGAGAUAUUCCCUCUGAGUGUUCGAGGCAAAGGCCUGUCCAUUGCUGCCUCCUCGAAUUGGAUGAACAACUUCAUAGUCGGUCAAGUUACGCCGUCGAUGUUGCAGCACAUAGGAUAUGGGACUUUUGUUUUCUUUGGAAUUUUCUCGUUCCUAGGAGGCUGCUUCAUUCUGUUCCUGGUCCCAGAGACAAAGGGAGUAAGUUUGGAAGAAAUGGAAGAAUUGUUUGGGAACACAACCAAUUUGGCCACAGAGGAUCUUCGCCGUCUUGAAGAUAUCCAUAGACGCCUUGGCUUGAUCACUGGAACUUUAGAUGAGAAACAUGAUGAGGAAAAUGGGAAGGUGUCUCAUGAAGAGAAGGUUGGGGAGUAGACGACAUAUAAGAUUACGGUGACGCUCCGUUUCACGUUGUACUAUUGAGAAUUGAUAUACAUGAUACACUAUUCAUCAAAAUACGUGCCUGACAUUGCUUCAUUGAGUAUGAUUGAAG
Molecule: messenger RNA, 2299 nt
Organism: Desarmillaria tabescens
Lineage: Eukaryota; Fungi; Basidiomycota; Agaricomycetes; Agaricales; Physalacriaceae
Product: general substrate transporter
Exons: 22
Coding region: 499-2181 (560 amino acids)
Biological process (GO): carbohydrate transport; transmembrane transport
Cellular component (GO): membrane
Molecular function (GO): carbohydrate:proton symporter activity
Source: RefSeq, a predicted model, not a curated record